Oncorhynchus tshawytscha (Chinook salmon) is the source of this 7506-nucleotide messenger RNA. Its product is annotated as telomerase-binding protein EST1A-like. Bases 131 to 4306 code for a protein of 1391 amino acids. NCBI's taxonomy places the organism in Eukaryota, Metazoa, Chordata, Actinopteri, Salmoniformes, Salmonidae. Gene Ontology annotation, cellular component: telomerase holoenzyme complex. The record is from RefSeq and is a predicted model, not a curated record. Gene Ontology annotation, biological process: nuclear-transcribed mRNA catabolic process, nonsense-mediated decay. The transcript has 19 exons. Gene Ontology annotation, molecular function: protein binding; telomerase RNA binding; telomeric repeat DNA binding.
GAGAGGGGGAGGGGAGGAGAAGGGGAGAGGUGGCAGGUGUGAGGAGAAGGAGAAAAGGCAGGGGAGGAGAGAGACAGGCAAAGCGGCAGCAGCAGUCUCAGACCCUGUAUCAGAGAACCUGACUGGGAAGAUGGAGAAACUCAGUGUGACUGUCCCAGCCGGGAGAGAGGAGGGGGAUGAGAGAGGAGAGGGUCAGGAAGUAGACAGGAGGAAGAAGGCUAGCGUUGAGGGCAGGAGGAGCAGAGGAGUUGAGGGAGGAGGUGAGAAGACAGAGGAGAAGAAGAGAGAGAGGGGAAACCGCAGGAACAGAGGAGGAGGAGGGGAGAAGGGGGGCAAUCAGGACUCCAAGAGAAGAGGAAGAGGGGAAGGAGGAGGGGGGAAGGGUGGGCGAGUGAUUAAAGAGAGAAAUAAGAGAGAGUCAGAGGGGGACAAAGAGGAGGAAGCAAACCGUCCUGCAGAUACACAGCCAACAAAAGGAAGAGAAAAACAGAGGGAUAAAGAGACGGAAAGAGAGGACCCGAGGGACAGGGAGAUGGAGAGGGACAAGCAGAGAGGGAACAACAGACCCCGAGACAGAGAAAGAGAGGAACCGAGGGACAGGGAGAUGGAGAGGGACAAGCAGAGAGGGAACAACAGACCCCGAGACAUAGACAGAGAAAGAGAGGAACCGAGGGAUAGGGACAAGCAGAGAGGGAACAACAGACCCCGAGACAUAGACAGAGAAAGGGAUGGAGAGAUGGAGAGAAACAGAGAGAGGCCAGCGGAGGGGAAUGAGAGGAGCAGAGCCAACACUAGUCCUAACAACAAUCACCACCACCCAUCAUCAUCCUCUAAGCGUUACUCCAAGUCAGACAUCAGAAGACCCAGGAACCGCACCUACAGCACCAGCUCUGCCAGCAGUGGCACCAGUCUGGACGGACCUGGACUGGGACAGGGAGGGGGUUUGGGGGAGGACAGGGCCCGACGAGACCGGUUGGGGCGCAGGGAGCGAGAGAGAGGGGAGGGAGGAGGAGGUCAGCUCCAGAACAGGAGGAGAAGCACUAGAGACUCCUCUACUGACUCACUGGAAGAGAGCAAGGUGGGAGAAUGGAUGGAUGAGAGGAGGAGAAGGAGGAGAGACGGAGGAGAGGAGGACUGGAGCCCGGAGAGGAGGAAGAGGGGGGAGGAGAGCAGAGGGACAGGAGGGAGGCACAGAGGAGGAGGAGGGAGAGGAGGUCUCCUGAGAAUAUCUCACAGUGACAGACAGUCAGGCUCCUCCCAGGCUACCUCAGGCCCUGGCGAGGACCCCCAGGGGCGACGCAGACAGGGCACUGGGCCUCGCAGCAGGGGGAGGGGCAUCCUCAUCCUCCCCGCCCACACCAACCUCUCCAAUUUGCCGGCGGAGCCCGGGCCGAGGCUUCUGUUUGGUGGGAUCCGUGGAGGAAGAGAUGCGGGGCUAGGGAGAGGAGGAGGAAGGGGCGGAGGAACUAGGCGUCUCUGGGACCCAAACAACCCCGACCAGAAACCUGCCCUCGGGCUCUCCCAGCAUGCAUCGCUCCAGCAGCAGCCCAUGUACCUGCAGACAGGCGUUGGUUACGGAGCGCUGCACUUCCUGGAUACAGAUGACGAGGCUGCAGGGAGUCCCCCGGUCCUCCAGGGGGAGCACUUCCACCUCCAGCAGCAGGCUGCAGCCAGGGCCCAGGCCUUCUACAAGUACCAGAACUCUGACAACCCUUACCCUUACAACGCCAACCCUAACCCCAACACACGCUACCCCUACCCUUACCACACUAUGCCCGCCGGCCCUUACCAGGUCCCCCCCUCUAACGACAUGUACCACCCGGGUCAGUUCUACGGGGGGUACAGGGGCCAGGGGUACCCGGAUGGACCCGAGGCUCUAGCAGGGGGUGGAUCCGGAGCAGGUGUAACCCCUGAGGAGGCUGGGCAACAUGCCAGAGGAGAGCUGGGGAGACUGCUGAGAGCUGCAGACAGUCAGGAGUUACAGCUCACUAACCUGUUGUCUCGAGACAGACUCAGUGCUGAUGGACUGGACCGCAUGGCUCAGCUCAGAGCUGACCUGUUGACCCUGUACGAGCGGGUGAUCCUAACAGACAUAGAGUUCAGUGACAGCCAGAACCUGGACCAGGCUCUAUGGAAGAACGUGUUCUACCAGGUUAUAGAGCGCUUCAGACAGCUCCUCAAAGACCCCAGUGGAGACUCAGCUCCGCGCAUCACCACCAUGCUACUGACACUGCUGGACGAGGGGGCAGUAUUCUUUGAUGCGCUGCUGCAGAAGCUUCAGAUGGUGUUUCAGUUUAAACUGGAGGAUUACAUGGACGGCAUGGCCAUCAGACCACGACCACUACGCAAAACGGUGAGGUAUGCUCUGAUCAGUGCCCAGCGGUGUUUGAUCUGUCAGGGGGACAUCGCCCGUUACCGGGAGCAGGCCAGCGACUCGGCUAACUACGGCAAGGCCCGCAGUUGGUACCUGAAGGCCCAGCAGAUUGCUCCUAAGAACGGACGACCCUACAACCAGCUGGCCCUGCUGGCUGUCUACACGAAGAGGAAGUUGGAUGCAGUGUAUUAUUACAUGCGUAGCCUGGCGGCCUCCAAUCCCAUCCUCACUGCCAAGGAGAGCCUCAUGAGUCUGUUUGAAGAGGCCAAACGCAAGGCAGACCAGAUGGGGCGGAAGCAGGAGUCAGAAGGGGGUUCCAGGGGCCCGGGGGUCCAGGGUGGAGGAAGAGGACGGGGGGAGCCGGGGGCCAGAGUAGAGAUCUGGCUUCGCCCUGUCGUCCAGGCAGGGGCUCUCUCAUCGCACCGCGGGGGCAGCGAGUCCAGCAGAGACUCUGAACAGGACGGAGAGCUCGGCAACCUCAGUGCUAGUGAUCUCAAUAAGAGGUUCAUACUCAGCUUCCUCCACGCUCAUGGAAAACUCUUCACUAAAGUGGGCAUGGAGUCGUUCCCAGAGGUGGUCAGUCGUGUUCUCCAGGAGUUCAGAGUGCUGAUCCAACACAGCCCCUCCCCCCUGGGCAGCACACGCAUGUUACAGAUCAUCACCAUCAACAUGUUCACUAUACACAACGCUCAGAGCAGAGGAGGAGAUGGUGAGGUGAGGUCUGUUUUACAGGAACAGACUACAGCUCUGGGUCUGGCCAUGUUCUCUCUGCUGGUCCAGCGCUGCACAGAACUACUGAGAGACACGCCUGCAGAGUCCAUCCCCGAGGAGGAGAGAGAAGAUGGGGAUGAGUGGGAGGAGGGGAUGGUGAGAGUUUCUGCCUUCCCAUUGGACCUGAGGGAGUUGCUGCCUAGCGUUAAAGUCUGGUCUGAUUGGAUGCUUGGACACCCCGACCAAUGGAAUCCUCCGCCUUGUAGUAUAGAGGAUACCGCAAUAGCAGCAGACUGUAAAAGGGUAACAGUGUUGAAGUAUUUCCUGGAGGCUCUGUGUGGACAGGAACAACCUCUUCUGGCCUUCAAGGGAGGGAAGUAUGUCUCCAUGGCAACCUCUCCCCAACCCAGCAGCCCUGGCGACGCCCACAGUCGACACGACUCACUGACCGAGAGAGAGAGCGAUGACGUCAUCGUGGAGGCGGAGUCGUCUGUUUCCGAGGGGGAUGAGGGCGGGGGCAGCGAAGAUGACAUCAGAGAGCUCCGGGCCAGACGCAGCGCCCUCACUAACAGACUGGCUCAGCAGCAACGACGCAGGGACAAGAUACAGGCGGUGUUACAGACGUGUGGUCAGUUGGAGUUAGAGGUACGUCCUCUUUUCCUGGUUCCAGACACCAAUGGCUUCAUCGACCACCUGACCGGCCUCAAGACGCUGCUGCAGUCUGGGACUUACAUACUGGUGGUGCCCCUCAUAGUGAUAACAGAGUUGGAUGGUCUGGCGAAGGGUCAGGAGAGCUGCGGAGGCUCUGGCGGUGGUCAUGGCGGCGGUGGUUCCCGUGGUAACCCUGGCGCAACUCAUGCGCGGGCGGUCCAGGAGAAGGCCAAGGUUGCCGUGGCGUUUCUGGAGCGAGGGUUCGAGGCCAGAGAGCCCUGUCUCAGAGCGCUGACCAGCAGAGGAAGUCAACUGGAGUCUAUCGCCUUCCGCAGUGAAGACACCUCCGGACAACAGGGGAACAAUGAUGAUGUCAUCUUGUCCUGCUGUCUCCACUACUGCAAAGACAAGGCUAAGGACUUCAUGCCUGCAAAGAGAGACGGUCCGGUGCGGUUGCGUCGGGAGGUGGUUCUUCUGACAGAUGACCGUAACCUGCGGGUCAAAGCCCUGACCAGGAAUGUGCCGGUCAGAGACAUCCCCGCAUUCCUCACCUGGGCCAAAGUGGGCUGAACUGGGUCACACCUUAGACCACGCCCAGAGCACCCAAACAACCAAUCAACUGCUGAGAACCGCUGGCCACCUCCCAUACCAUCGGAGUGGAGGAGGAGCCUGGAAGCUAAUGCAGAAGUGAAGACUGAUGGAGAGAAGGAGAAGAAAGCUUUUUUUGUGGAAAAAUGAAAUAUGGAAACUAAAAAGCAUUUUUUUGUUGUUGUGUGGAAUGAGUUGAAAUAGGCUGAGAUCUUUUUAACCUCUCAUUGUGAUGAGGUGUGUGUGUUUGCCGCUGAGCUCAGGGAGCGGGAGGGAGGAGAGGAGCAGGGAGAGUUUAAGAGAUGCGGGAAGGCUGGCCCAUGAAGAGAUGUAGAAGACAGAAGGAGGAGAGGUAUUUGUGUUCAUUUCUGGUUUCUUCGGUCCAGCCAUGCGUCGUGCAUAACUUCUGCAGUGCGUUCACAAGGCCAGGUACUUACCUCCGUGGAAACGACAGAGAGGAAGAGAGAGAGGGAGGUUAGGGCUGGAGGACGAAGGCCCAAACCUGACUGAGAAGUGUUAUAGUAUGUGUUUGUGUGAGGGUCUGUUUGACUGACAGCUGUCUGGAACCCCAGAGCCGCACAGAGAGAAAGGCUUUGUAUUUUUUAAUGAACCUUUAUUUAACUCGGCAAGUCAGUAAAGAACAAAUUCUUAUUUACAACGAGGGCCAAACUCUAACCCUGAUGACACUGGGCCGGUUGUGAUACAGCCUGGAAUCGAACCAGGGUCUGUAGUGUAGCCUCUAGCACUGAGAUGCUGUGCUAUAGACCACUGCGCCACUCGGGGGAGUGGCAGGGGAGCCAGGUUGUAUCGGGGUACCAGCCAGGUUGUAGUAUCAGGGUACCAGCCAGGUUGUAGUAUCAGGGUACCAGCCAGGUUGUAGUAUCAGGGUACCAGCCAGGUUGUAGUAUCGGGGUACCAGCCAGGUUGUAGUAUAGGGGUACCUGCCAGGUUGUAGUAUCAGGGUACCAGCCAGGUUGUAGUAUCAGGGUACCAGCCAGGUUGUAGUAUCAGGGUACCAGCCAGGUUGUAGUAUCAGGGUACCAGCCAGGUUGUAGUAUCAGGAUACCAGCCAGGUUGUAGUAUCAGGAUACCAGCCAGGUUGUAGUAUCAGGGUACCAGCCAGGUUGUAGUAUCAGGAUACCAGCCAGGUUGUAGUAUCAGGAUACCAGCCAGGUUGUAGUAUCAGGAUACCAGCCAGGUUGUAGUAUCAGGGUACCAGCCAGGUUGUAGUAUCAGGGUACCAGCCAGGUUGUAGUAUCAGGAUACCAGCCAGGUUGUAGUAUCAGGAUACCAGCCAGGUUGUAGUAUCAGGAUACCAGCCAGGUUGUAGUAUCAGGAUACCAGCCAGGUUGUAGUAUCAGGGUACCAGCCAGGUUGUAGUAUCAGGGUACCUGCCAGGUUGUAGUAUCAGGGUACCAGCCAGGUUGUAGUAUCAGGAUACCAGCCAGGUACCUUCCUCUACCCACCCUCCUCCAGGUCCGCGUGACCCCGAGCCACAUUCUCAGCCUCUGAUGACCCGGAAGUGGUCCGUUUCAGUUCCUGUAAAACCAUGAAGUGAUUUUCAUCCCAGUUGCCCAGCAGCUUGUGUGAGGCUGAGAGUCUUUCCCAAGGCUGAGAGUCUUUCCCAAGGCUGAGAGUCUUUCCCAAGGCUGUGAGUCUUUCCCAAGGCUGAGAGUCUUUCCCAAGGCUGAGAGUCUUUCCCAAGGCUGAGAGUCUUUCCCAAGGCUGUGAGUCUUUCCCAAGGCUGAGAGUCUUUCCCAAGGCUGAGAGUCUUUCCCAAGGCUGAGAGUCUUUCCCAAGGCUGAGAGUCUUUCCCAAGGCUGAGAGUCUUUCCCCAGGCUGAGAGUCUUUCCCAAGGCUGAGAGUCUUUCCCAAGGCUGAGAGUCUUUCCCAAGGCUGUGAGUCUUUUCCCAAGGCUUCUGUAAAAGGAACAGCUUUAAAGACAAAAAGACAAAGAAAAAAUACUUGGGUCUUUUUUAGCAUUGUGUGGGAGUGUGUUGUUUCUGAGUUGGUUGGUGUAUCCAUUGGGAGUGUGUGAUGUUUAUGCUCUACAGAAGAGCUUUUCUGUCAGCAGACGUUCUCACUCACCUAACCUUUUAGUUUGUUGUUUUUAAUCCUUUCAAAAUAUUAUCAUAAGAUUCAACUUUAGUUUUAGGUCAUUGUAUAUUUUGUGUGUGUUGUUUUCCUUUGUUUUUAUCACCACCUCUGGGUAACUCGUUCAGCUUCUAUAAAUUAUAUAUCUAUGUUCGUUCUAAGUUCAGAACUUUGUGCUGAUCUGUUUCUUUAUGAGUGGCUAAGACCCGGGCUGCGUCCCAAAAUGGUCAAAAGUUGUGUACUAAGCCUAUAAGGAACAGGGUGCUAAUAGGGUGCCAAUAGGCUGCCAAUAGGGUGCCAACAGGGUGCCCUAUACUGAUCAGACAAUUAACAAUGGAAUUAGCUUUUGUAGCACCACAGUGUGCACACGUUAACAAGCGGGUAUGACACGUGUGUGUUUACCACAAACGUGCGUGUCAGAGUACACACUAUUCUGCGUCAGACAGACGGGGGAGUCUUUUCACAACCGUAAAAUGUCCCACACAAUAUAAACAAAGAUGACAUCAGUGAACGACGUACCAGACGUAGUAAUAUGUUUGAUCAGCAUGCUAUAAUGAUUUACUAUUCAUGCUGACGUUAAACGUGUUACCAGUUCUAAUCUGUCCUCCAGACGGCACAAGGUAGUUGGUUUAUUAUCCGUCUAUGACAGUAACACACACAGUUGAGUAAUUUCACAAAGCAUUAAACAUCAGUCUUGUAAGCUCAGGUCUAUGAACAACUAUAGAUAGAUUUGGUAUAAAUGAGUUGAUACUCUCAAUCAUUUUGAUCUUUAUCUUUGUGUGUUGUGUAUUUGCCAAAACCAUAGCUAGUUAACUUGUUGAUCCCACUUGUUUAGGAAUCUUUGAGUGGGUCCCAAUGAUCUCUCCUUUCUCCCAAAGUGUGCACUUGUUCACUUUUUGUGGGAGGGAUUGGUGAUCGAGUGCGCACUUCAGGAGGAAGGAGAGAUUCCCGGGACGCUCCCUCCGCCUACUCUCACUGUUCUGUCUAUAUGCUGGAGCCGACCCCAGGCCUGCAUGUACUAUCCCAUCACAAGGCUUUUUCAUUAUUUUCCAUGAGUUGUUUGAUUAAAUGAUUUGUUUUGAUUCAAA